Saccostrea echinata is the source of this 836-nucleotide messenger RNA. Its product is annotated as low-density lipoprotein receptor-like. The transcript is spliced from 5 exons. Gene Ontology annotation, molecular function: protein binding. Gene Ontology annotation, cellular component: plasma membrane. The record is from RefSeq and is a predicted model, not a curated record. The coding region runs from base 9 to 836 and encodes 275 amino acids. NCBI's taxonomy places the organism in Eukaryota, Metazoa, Mollusca, Bivalvia, Ostreida, Ostreidae.
AAUCGACAAUGAUAAGAAUCAUGGUGGUGAAAUAUCUAGCCUUAGUUUCUCUUCUAACAGGAACAUCUGGAUUUCUCGUCACCAAUCACACCUGCGUUCAUGACAAGUUUAACUGCCAAGAUGGGUCGUGUAUCCCUAUUAAUUGGCGCUGUGAUAAUGAAAUAGACUGUAAAAGUGGAAUAGACGAAGAAGGAUGUCAUAACAAAACAACAUGCAGCGGUGGUUCCUUUCGAUGCAGCAGUGGUGCAUGUGUUCCACACAGAUGGCGCUGCGAUGGGGAGAUGGACUGUAAUGACGGGUCAGAUGAGCAGAACUGUACAUCUUCAGUAUCAACAACGACCACCCAGUCUACGACUCAGUCAAUGAUGACAUCUAUUAUGACGACAUCAAGUUCCACAGAGAAAACCCCACCAAGCCCAACCACAAUGAGACCAGAUCCGAGUUGCCAAGACGAGCAAUUAAAUUGUCAGGUUUUAGUUGCCGACAUUGAUAUAUGUUCGAUGCCGGUUUCUGCGCAACUUUUAUGUGCUUCGACUUGCCAUAUGUGCAGCGGUUCACCUGGCACACAACAUGUGACAAACAGUCAUAUCCCUCAUACUAGUCAUAUGAACCCAGGUUUUCCAACAGCUGCGCCAUCUUCUACAACUGGAAGUACGCAUGCUCCAUACACAGCUCCACCUACAGACGAAGCAAUUGUGUCUGGUUGCGAAGAUGCUGAAAAUAAUUGUGCUCAUCUCGUUAAAACAGUAAAUAUUUGCAGCGAUACGGUAAAAGCCAAGUUUUUGUGUAAAAGAACAUGCAGCGUUUGUGAUGAAGCUCCGGUUUUGAUUGGCUAA